GGCACGCAAUCGCCAUCGCAAUCGCCGUCGCGCCAUGGAGCAAUCUAAGUCGAUUUCGAUGUGCACCCCGAAUUCGGUGCAAGUCACCCACGUGUUCGACAUCUUCGGUUACAGCAAGCACAGGGGCAUGGGCAACGAGAAGUUCAUCAGGUCCGGUACUUUCUCCGUCGGCGGCCACGACUGGUCCAUCCGCUUCUACCCAGACGGGUACAACACGGAAAAAGUCGAAAAGGAUUAUGUUUCAGUUUAUCUCGAGCUCAUGAGCAAGGGAGCCAAGGUGCGGGGGUCCUGCGACCUGCGGUUGGUCGACCACAGCACCGGAAUAUCGGCUUCAGUGCACAAGACAGAGCUGAGGACCUUUGAUCCGGCUGACCUCAGUAAGUUUGCUCCACAGACUAGUAAUUUCAAAAGGAGAGAGGAUGUUGAGUCUGCAUUCCUCGCGAACGAUCGCCUCACGAUCGAAUGCAUUGUCAUUGUUAUCAAAGAGCCAUGCGUGACUGAAUCCAAACCGUUCCCCAAAAUCGAGGUGCCGGUGCCACCCUCCGACAUCGCCAAGCAUCUCGGCAAGCUUCUGAAAGACGACGAGGGAUUCGAUGUCACUUUCUGUGUUCGAAGAAAGACCAUCGGUGCUCACAGGUCCAUACUCGCCGCCCGGUCACCUGUCUUCAAAGCGGAGCUCUUUGGGCCGAUGAGGGAGGCGAAGACACCGCGGCGUGUUACCAUCAAAGACAUGCAACCUGAUGUUUUCACUGCCCUGCUCCAUUUCAUAUAUACCGAUUCUUUGCCCGAUGGUGAUAAGAAUACUGAUAUGAUCCGGCAUUUACUGGUGGCUGCAGACAGAUAUGCCAUGGAGAGGCUCAAGCUGGCUUGCCAAAGUAUCCUUUGCGAGAAUCUGAACGUGGACACCGUGGCAACCACAUGGGCUUUGGCUGACCAGCAUAGCUGCGACAAGCUUAGGGAUGCUUGCCUUGAAUACAUCGCUUAUUCGAAUGCCAUGGAUGCUGUGGUGGAAACCCCAGGCUAUAAGAAUCUCAAAGUGACUGACCCGUCUCUCAUAGUGGAUCUGUUGGAGAGGACAACAAAGGUUCGCAAUGCAUGACUUGUUUUGCCUGACCUAUAUA
This is a messenger RNA of Triticum dicoccoides, 1121 nucleotides long. Its product is annotated as BTB/POZ and MATH domain-containing protein 1-like. The record is from RefSeq and is a predicted model, not a curated record. Gene Ontology annotation, biological process: protein ubiquitination. Lineage: Eukaryota; Viridiplantae; Streptophyta; Magnoliopsida; Poales; Poaceae. The transcript has a single exon. Bases 35 to 1099 code for a protein of 354 amino acids. Gene Ontology annotation, molecular function: protein binding.